CCUAGGCAGAUAUUCUCAUUCUAGGUUAAAGCAGAAACAACAGGAAUUUGAUCAGGAUUCAAGUCAUUCAAUCAUUCAAACCUCAAUCGAAUCUAAUCAAAUCAUAGAAUCAGUACUUGGGUUCAUACAAUCAAACCUAACAUACAAAUCUAGGGUUCUCCAUAGCCAGAUGAAUGGGAGAACUACUCCAUGGAGAAAGAAGCAAAAGCAGAAUCAGACGCGGAAUUCAUACUGUGAAGGAUGGAUUUCUGCUUCUGGACGUUGAUCGGCACUUCUCCAAGCUCAAACUGGCCUCCAAUGGUGAUAAAGAUCAAGCUAGGGCACUUGGAGACUCUUGUUCGUCGCUUUCUCUCUCUAGGAAUCGCUCUAUAUCUCUCAAAACUCGAAUCCCCUUCUAUUUUGGCGGAAAUCUGCUUAAAAGGGCAUCAGUGGCCAAAGCACGGUCGAGGGCACGACCGUGCUUUGCCUCAGCCCGCCCGUGCUUUGGCUAGGGUUAAUUACACGGCCAUUGUGUUGGGAGAAACACGGCCGUGCUUUAGGGAGGACACGGCCGUGCUUUGGGUGGACACGGCCGUGCUUUGGGUGGACACGGCCGUGCUUUCAGCCCGUGUUUGCAGCUUGAAUUUGCCAAACUCAAUUAGCUCUUGGCAGUAAAAGCACGGCCACAGAACACGGCCGUGUUCUGUUUUAGGUGUGCCCGUAUUUUGGCUCCAUCUCGACGAAAUGACUUCCGAAUGCCCCGAAACUCGUGCUUAGCCUUUCCUUUGACGCCUGGGACCUGAAAUAUGACAAAAUAGCACAACCCGGCGUAAAAUAGGCCAAAAAUACACGACUAUGCCCCUCAAACGGAUAAGAACUAGGGGCGCAAAUAUGUGCAAUUACAUCGUUAUCAGAAGUCCUCAUUAAGGCUGUGGCACAAGCGCAUAUGUUUUAUGCCAUGUCAGUGUUUCAGAUCCCUAUAUGAGUGAUUCGAGAGAUCCAAAGCAUGAUUGCAAGUUUCUGGUGGGGAUAGAAAAGAGAAGAGAAGCAGAUUCAUUGGAUGAGUUGGGAUAAACUAUGUCCCCCCAAGUACGAGGCAGGGAUGUGAUUUUGAAACCUACAUGGCUUUAACAUUGCCCUGCUUGGAUGACAAGUCUGGAAACUACUCCAAAACCCAACUUCACUAGUGGCACGUGUGCUCAAAGCCAAAUACUACCCUCAUUGUUGCAUUUUGGAUGCUGAGAUGGGAACAAACCCUAGUUAUAUCUGGCGGAGUCUAAUAACAGCUCAAGCACUUGUCAAAGAAGGUUCACAAUGGAGAAAGUGUAAGAAAUUGGUGAGAUCACCGGACUCCAACAACUGCUGAUUAUCGAGCGAAGACACAAGUAACUGGGCUAGGAAUCACAAAAAAGGUUUCAAGAUUAAUUUAUCAGGACACCAGAUCAUGGGAAAACAACCUUCUGCAAGCAAAUUUCCAACCAGAAGAUCGCGACAUGAUCAACCAAAUCUCAAUUCCUUUUCACCCAAUGCCAGAUAUAAGAGUCUGGGGUAGGGAGAGAACAUGUAAAUACUCACUUCGCUCAGGAUACAAAGAAUGGAGGAAAAAGCAAGUGGGUGAUCAAGUGGAACACUAUGUCCCAAUUGAAUGGAAAUAACUAUGGCUAGUUCAACUACCCCCAAAGGUUCAAAUUUUUGUCUGGCGAUGGGGAAGUAACAUCCUACCUAUAGGGGAAAAUCUAAGCAGAGGAUCCCGGAGGCACAUGAUGAAUGCCCCUUCUAUGGGCUAGUGGAAACUCAAUAACACAUUACUAGGGAUUGUGACUGGGCAAGUAGAGUAUGGAGGCCAAGCAAUCUGGCAAAAUUUUUCUUGAGGGGCGAAGGAAAAAACUGCGCAGAAUGGCUCUGUAACCUAAUCAAAGGAACAAGCAAAGAAGAGCUAACUACAAUACUGAUCACCUUGUGGAAUCUAUGGAAGGAGCGAAACAACCAUUUGUUCAACAAUUCAAAGUUGGAGAUGAGAGCUCAGAAUCACCUGGAAGAGUAUCAAUAGUUGCAGGCCUAAGGGGUCAAGAUUCUGUGAAAUCACAAAUUGGAUGACCCCCCCCCCCCCAGCACACACACAGGGGUCCUUCAAAUUUCACACGGACGCGGCGACUUUGGGCGAAGAGGGUACUGGGUGGUUUGGUUAUCCGCAACGAUGAGGGGAAUUUCUGAUGGCGGUGGUUCAUAGAAUAAGAACAAAGUGGCAUGCUGAAAUGAUAGAACCACUUGCCCUAAUCUGGGGUUUGAGGCUAGCUAAAGUACACCAAUAUUUGUCGCUGCUUAUGGAGACGGACUGUAAAUCGGUGAUUCAAAAGCUGGAGCGGAAGGAGACGACGAUCUGGGAGGUAGAAGGGAUCUGUGAUGAAAUCCGAGAGCUGGCUAUGGAGGAAGGAAAUGUUCGAUGGAGAUUUUGGGGUCGGAAAGGAAAUGGAAGUGCUCACGUGAUGACAAAAGUUCGAUGUCGACCAAAAGAAUAAAAAAUUUGGUUUAAU
Molecule: messenger RNA, 2513 nt
Organism: Linum trigynum
Lineage: Eukaryota; Viridiplantae; Streptophyta; Magnoliopsida; Malpighiales; Linaceae
Source: the annotation of a GenBank genome assembly